Messenger RNA from Mangifera indica (mango), 639 nucleotides. Its product is annotated as secreted RxLR effector protein 161-like. The transcript has a single exon. NCBI's taxonomy places the organism in Eukaryota, Viridiplantae, Streptophyta, Magnoliopsida, Sapindales, Anacardiaceae. The record is from RefSeq and is a predicted model, not a curated record. Bases 1 to 639 code for a protein of 212 amino acids.
AUGGGUAAAUUGGAUUUUUUCUUGGGUUUGGAAGCAAAAAGAAGUCAAAAAGGUUUGCUACUGAGCCAAACAAAAUAUGCUUCUGAUCUCUUGCAUAAGUUGAACAUGCAAGAUUGCAAAUCUGUUUUCACACCAAUGGUCGUAGGUAGUAAUUUUUUUCCUAGAGAUAGUCCUGUAUUUGAUAAGCCAACGAUGUAUACAAGUGUUAUUGGUGCACUACAAUAUCUAACCCUUACCAGACUUGAUCUUUCUUAUGCAAUAAAUAAGUCAAGUCAGUUCUUGAAGGAGCCAACACAACUUCAAUGGCAGGCAGUAAAAAGAGUGUUGCGAUAUAUUCAAGGUACACUAGAGUAUGGCUUGAUGUUUAAGCCUUCUUUGAUAUUGAAUUUGGAGGUUUUUUCAAAUGCAGAUUGGGCUGGAAACUUGGAGUACAAAAGAUCCACAAGUGGGUAUUGCAUUUACCUUGAAGGUAAUCUGGUUCAGUGGAGCUCUAAAAAGCGAAGAGUUGUGGCUUUCUCAUCCACUGAAUCAAAAUAUGAGGCACUCAGUCAGGCAACUACUAAGGUUAAAUGGUUAAGAUCUCUAUUCAGUGAAUUGGAUUUGGAGUGGUUUAGUCAAGCAGUAAUUGUUGAAGAAUAG